Molecule: messenger RNA, 3440 nt
Organism: Dioscorea cayenensis subsp. rotundata (Guinea yam)
Lineage: Eukaryota; Viridiplantae; Streptophyta; Magnoliopsida; Dioscoreales; Dioscoreaceae
Product: probable protein kinase UbiB
Exons: 19
Coding region: 299-3112 (937 amino acids)
Cellular component (GO): endoplasmic reticulum; Golgi apparatus
Source: RefSeq, a predicted model, not a curated record
GACGGUAGUUGAGCGAGAGAGCGAGAUUGAAGAGAUCUAACCGUUGGAUCUAUAACGGACGGCCAUGAUCUUCUGAUCGGCCAACAAUAUUGUUCAACGGUCAGAUUCCACGCGCGGCUCAAACAAAGUCUUCCCAAAAAGCUCCAGAAUCCACCCAUUCGCACUUCUUCGCUCCAUCUUGGCCCGGUUUAUCGAAGCUCUCUCCAGAGAAUCCGAAGCUCCUGUCCGUGUUUUUGAGGCCUUAUUGAUAAAGUAUUGCUUACUGUUGUGUUUGACUGUCUGUGUUUCUUUGCUUCUAAUGGGAUGGGGGAACAUUUACAAGAGGCGCCUGAAAGUGUUCACUGUAGCUUUAGUUAUAUACCUCGACUAUAAGACAGUAGAGAGGAGAGUGAAAUGGGUUAAGAGGGCCAAAAAAAGUGCUAUAUGGGAGAAAACUCACGAGCGGAAUGCUAAGAGGGUUCUCAAUCUGAUAAUAGAAUUGAAAGGCUUGUGGGUGAAACUUGGUCAGUAUUUAUCUACUAGAGCAGAUGUGCUGCCAGAGGCCUAUAUAUCUCUGCUCAGGCAGUUGCAGGACUCUCUACCUCCUCGUCCUUUGGAAGAGGUCUGUCGAACUAUACAAAGAGAGUUGGGGAAACCCAUGGAUGAUCUUUUCUCUAACUUUGUAAACCAGCCUAUUGCAACAGCAUCUAUAGCUCAAGUUCAUCGUGCGACAUUAAAAGAUAGGCGAGAAGUGGUUGUCAAAGUCCAACAUGAUGACAUCAAAGAAAUCAUUCUAGAGGACUUAAAGAAUGCAAAAGCAAUAGUUGACUGGAUUGCGUGGGCUGAACCACAGUAUGAUUUCAACCCAAUGAUAGAUGAAUGGUGCAGGGAAGCACCCAAAGAGCUUGAUUUUAACCAAGAAGCUGAAAAUACCAGGACUGUUGCCAAAAACCUAUGCUGUAAUGGCGUGGAUGAUAACACUGAUCAUGGUAAUCGUGUGAAUGUACUGAUCCCAGAAGUUAUCCUGUCAUCUGAGAAGGUCUUAAUACUAGAAUAUAUGGAUGGCAUCCGCUUAAAUGAUAGUGAGUCUUUAGAAGCAUAUGGAGUUGACAAACAGAAGAUUGUUGAAGAAAUAACUCGUGCGUAUGCUCACCAGAUAUAUCUUGAUGGCUUUUUCAAUGGUGAUCCUCAUCCAGGUAAUUUUCUUGUGAGCAAGGAGCCUCCACAUCGUCCAAUUUUGCUUGAUUUUGGGCUUACAAAAUCCAUAUCAAGCACAAUGAAGCGAGCCCUAGCAAAAAUGUUUCUGGCAUGUGCUGAGGGAAACCAUGUGGCACUAUUGUCAUCUUUUGCGGAGAUGGGGCUUAAGUUGAGGCUGGACAUGCCAGAACAGGUAAUGGAUGUUGCAACCGUAUUAUUCCGCAAUUCCACCCCACCCCAAGAAGCGCAAGAAACCAUGAAAAAUUUGGCCGAGCAAAGAGAGAAGAAUUUGAAGAUCCUCCAAGAAAAGAUGAAUCUUGACAAAAAGCAGAUUAAAAACUUCAAUCCUGUUGAUGCUUUCCCCGGUGAUGCGGUUAUAUUCAUGAGAGUUCUCAAUCUUCUUCGAGGGCUCUCAUCCACUCUGAACACUCGGAUAGUCUACUUGGAUAUAAUGAAGCCUUUUGCUGAGUCAACUCUUAGAGAAAGCAUGGGAUCUGGACCAGAAAUGAGUAAACAAUGGAUUUUCAAUACACCAGUACAUUCUGAUGUGGAGGUCAAGCUGAGGCAGCACCUAAUUGAGCUUGGAGAUAAAAUACUUGGAAUACAGGUUUGCGCCUAUAAAGAUGGAAAAGUCGUUAUAGAUACAGCUGCCGGUGUGCUUGGGAAAUAUGAUCCUCGACCCGUUCAACCUGACUCCUUGUUCCCGGUUUUCUCUGUGACAAAGGGGAUCACUGCAGGAAUGGUGCAUUGGCUUGUUGACAAGGGGAAACUUAAGCUUGAGGAGAACAUUGCCAAUAUUUGGCCAGAUUUUGGAACGAAUAAAAAGGAACUAAUAAAGGUUCACCAUGUUCUUAAUCAUACAUCUGGUUUGCACAAUGCAAUGGCUGAUCUUCAGAUGGCCAACGCAUUGCUAAUGUGUGAUUGGGAUGAAUCUUUGCGCCACAUUGCUAAUUCAGUCCCACAGACAGAACCUGGUUCUCAACAACUAUAUCAUUAUUUAUCUUUUGGUUGGCUUUGCGGUGGCAUCAUAGAGCAUGCAUCUGGGAAGAAAUUUCAACAAGUGUUAGAAGAAGCCAUCAUUCACCCACUGAACAUUGAAGGCGAGCUAUAUAUCGGCAUUCCUCCAGGGGUGGAAUCCCGGCUUGCGACACUAACCCUUGACACAGGAGAGCUGGAAAAACUAGCAGAAAUUAGCUCAAACCCUGAACUUCCAGUUAACCUGAGGCAGGGCAACCUCGCAGACAUGGCAGCCGGCCUCCCUAUUAUUUUCAACACACUCAACGUUCGCCGAGCUAUUAUCCCCGCCGCUAAUGGACACUGCUCAGCUCGUGCACUAGCGCGUUACUACGCUGCCCUUGCCAUUGGAGGUGUGAUUCCCCCUUUACAUUCUUUACAUUCUGAGCCGCCCCUAGGGACCCAUGUCCACAUACCGAAGUUGCCUUCGCUGAAGAUCAAGAAUAAAAGACAUGGCAAGAAAAUGACAUCUAAUGGCAAUAACAAUACUGAUCAUAGCUCGAGAAUUACGACUAACAAGAAGGGAUACAGCCUCAUUGACGAUAAUGCCAAUGAGAUUGCCAUCACUAAAACAAGCAAGAUGUUUACUAACCCAAAGAUCCAUGACUCAUUCAUGGGUCUUGGAGAUUAUGAGAACUUGGUGCUUCCUGGUGGUAAAUUUGGUCUUGGAUUCCGGAGAUUUCAAUCAGCAACUGGCAAGUUAACAAGUUUCGGGCAUUCAGGGGUGGGCGGAUCGACCGGUUUCUGCAACAUAGAGCAUGAUUUCGCCAUUGCUGUUACUGUAAACAAGAUGUCUCUGGGUGGUGUUACUAGGAGUAUAAUUCAGUUGGUUUGCUCAGAGUUGAAUGUGCCUUUGCCUGAUGAAUUCUCCAGCUUUGGAGAAAAGGGGCCUGAUAUGCAGUUGAAUCUCAAUGUCAGUUAGUUCUUGUGGUUUCUUUCAAAACCGGUAUAGUUAUAUAUAUAUAUAUAUAUAUAGCUGAGUGAUACAUACAAGAUGAAAAGGCUCACCAAUUUUUUCGUCUCCGAAUUCUUCGGGUAUAUAUCUGUAGAACUUAGAAUUCACUGAAACUAUUAUUUAUAUUGUGUUGUUUACUAUAACUUACAUUGACUGAAAGUGAAGCUCUAGUGAAAUGAAAUACACAUGAACUAUAAUUUACAAGAUUAGUGAUGUUGUUAAUUUAUUAAAUUUAAAGGGCGUGUGUAUGUAUGUAUAUAUGUGUGUGUAAAAUAAUGGAUGUGUUGUAUACUAA